GCUCUUAUUGCCUAUAAAUUGUAUCAACUCCUAAUUCAACUAUCUUACCAUAUCACAUUCUUUCUUACUACAUAUAUUGGUACCUCUUCUUCUACAUGUAACACCAUCCUUCUUGCAUAUAUUUCAUUACUCUUCGGGAAAAGCUAACAAAACAUGGAACCAAUUUCGGAGCCACCCUUUGAGGAAGCAUACAAGAUCCUCUUGAACAAGGCCAAAACCAACAAUUGUAAUGAUUUUGACGACGACGACGAGUUCAUAGUGAUCGAAAAAUGCGAACUUCCGUUGAUCGAUCUAAGCCAUUUAGAAGACAAGGAUGAAAUGGUUAGGGAAGAGUGCAAGUGUGAGAUAGCUAGAGCUUCACAAGAAUGGGGUUUUUUUCAAGUUGUAAAGCAUGGAAUUCCAAAUGACAUUUUCAAUAGGUUAAGGUGUGAACAAGAGAAAAUGUUCAAGCUUCCCUUUGAUAAAAAGACUAAAGAGGACAAGUUCUUGCAAUUUUCUUCUGGUAGUUAUCGUUGGGGAACACCUAGUGCCACAUGUGUUAAACAGUUAUGUUGGUCGGAAGCGUUUCAUAUUCCUUUAGUUGAUGUAUUAGAGCCUAACAAUGAAUCAAAUGCACUUAGAUCAACAAUUGAACAAUUUGCUACCAUAGCAUCCAAUCUUGCACAAACAUUAGCUGACAUUCUGGCUCAAAAAAUGGGUCAUGAUUAUGAUUCAACAUUUUUUAAGGAGAAUUGCUUGCCCAAUACUAGUUAUAUUCGAUUGAACAGAUAUCCUCCUUGUCCCAUAGCUUCUGAGAUUCAUGGUUUAAUGCCACACACUGAUAGUGAUUUCAUCACCAUAUUAUAUCAAGAUCAAGUAGGAGGUUUGCAAUUAGUCAAAGACAAGAAAUGGAUUGCAGUUAAACCAAAUCCUGGUUCUCUUAUAAUCAACAUAGGAGACUUAUUUCAGGCUUGGAGUAACGGGGUGUACAAGAGUGUUAAACAUCGAGUUGUUACCAAUCCAAAAGUAGAAAGGUUUUCUAUGGCAUAUUUCUUGUGUCCUUUAAAUGAUACUGUGAUUGAGAGUUGUGAAAAACCCUCUCUUUACAAAAAGUUUAGCUUCCGAGAAUACAGACAACAAGUUGGAGAGGAUGUUCAAAAGUUGGGUUCAAAAAUAGGCCUAACUAGGUUUCUCACGCAUGAAGGUACUACAUAGUAUGAGUUAGCUUAAUCAAAGUUCUGGGAUCCAACAUGAACUUAGAUAUACAACAUCGUUAUUAAAGAAAGUUUGUUGUCGAUUUAGAUCCCUAAAAUCUCAAGACACUAGUCUCUACAAUUAUGCACAAAAGAUAUUCGAUUUUUUAUAAAGAAAACUACAUAAUAUGAGUGAUUAUUUACGGAUAUAGUUUUACAACUUUUACUAAGUUAUGUCAAAGUUAUAAUCUCCAAAUUAAAAAGAUUGUUUUAAUGAAUAGAGGUAUUUGUGCGAGUGUACCCUAAUCAUGGAUGUAUCUACAAAUUCUGCAAGUUUAAACAAAAUUUUGUUUGGUUA
Cicer arietinum (chickpea) is the source of this 1530-nucleotide messenger RNA. RefSeq names its product gibberellin 2-beta-dioxygenase 8-like. NCBI's taxonomy places the organism in Eukaryota, Viridiplantae, Streptophyta, Magnoliopsida, Fabales, Fabaceae. The record is from RefSeq and is a predicted model, not a curated record.